Penicillium brasilianum is the source of this 2027-nucleotide messenger RNA. The record is from the annotation of a GenBank genome assembly. NCBI's taxonomy places the organism in Eukaryota, Fungi, Ascomycota, Eurotiomycetes, Eurotiales, Aspergillaceae.
UUUUCACAAUUCCUUUUCCCUCCCCUCCACUGAAGCCUCUGCUGGAGGCUGGUCGCAAAUAUCCCUCACCCUGACGUGGCCGUCACUAUGUUCUAUUUGGGGAUCUGCUUUAAUCGUCUGCUUUGACCGCCUCUGUUUGCUAUACAAUUCCCGAGAUUCGGCAACCCCUCCGAGUGCAAAACAACCCGAACGAGAGUCGUUCCAGAUGGUGUGCUGGGAGUGAUACACUCAAAGUGUCCAGCUCUGCAAUGAACCCUAUCUUUUUGGAACCCAAUAUCGGCAACCCGGGGGCUUCUCGACGGAAACCUCGCAAUGAUGCUGCUACUGGAGCUUCCGCCGCGGGUGUCCGCGCCCUCAGUGCGCAAAUGGUAGCUUUUUACUUCCGCGCCCCGAUCAAGGCUUUUUUUCGUACUCGCGUUGAUUACAUGGCAUUUGCCAGAGCCGUGAACCCUCGUGUGGCUGAUGGUAAAUGGUCUAUUCAUACUACAACACCAGGUCUCCUGCUUCAUGCUGUCAGGACCUAUGGUUGGCGGUUUAUUCCGGAUCAAGUCUUGCCGCCUAUGAUGGCGAAUGCAGGAGUCGGUGCCGUUCUAUACACUUCCUACCUUCAAGUCCUCGGAAUCCUACAUGAACCUGUGUCGCAGGGCGUCAAGCGAGUCUGGCCUCCCGCUCCUCCUUCGGCCACUUUCACUGCCGGAUUCGCCGCUGGAACCAUCCAGUCGAUCAUUGCUGCCCCUUUAGAUGCGCUGCAGGUUCGAUUUCAAACUAGCGACAUGUUAGACGGCCAGUAUCGAAGCAUGUGGCAUUAUGGACAUCAUAAACUGAACCAGAUCGGCCUUCGCGGAGUUUUUGCAGGGUGGAGUCUCUCCUUCCUGCGAGACUCGCUGGGCUAUGCCGUGUUCUUUUCCGCCUUUGAAUACAUCAAAUCGCAGUCGUACUACUCCUUCAUUACCUGGUACUAUGGAGCGCUGCGUGCCGAGACGGUUGAUCGACUCCCCUCCCCCGGGUCUAGCGACCGCGGAGUGCCUGCCAUCAAGCCACAUUACGCCUUGGAACCGUGUUUCCUCAUGAUGGCGGGCGUGGUGGCUUCGGUAGCCCAGCAAACCAUUCAGCAUCCGCUCAGCCGGAUUCAGGACUUGCACCUCGGUCGGCUGGAGUAUCUCGACCGCCAGGCGAGUCUGGACCCCACACGCCGGCAAAUGCUGCGGCUAUAUUAUCAUGCGUACCAGGAGACCUGGAAACGGUGUCGGCGCAAGGCCACGCGAGCCGGCGGGUGGAGGUCGUGGCUCUUCCGCGGGUUUGCGGGGACUGCACUUCGCCAAGUGCCCAGCACGAGUGCCGGCCUGGUGAUCUUUGAGUUGGUGCGUCGGCGGUAUGCGAGCCUGGCGGACGCAGUACAUAUUCAGAAGGAUGGAUACGAUAUUCUCCUCAACUAAAGUCUUGCACGAAGCUGUCUCGAUCUUUCUAGUGGCCCCCCAUACCCGUUGAGAUCCGACGUUGGCGGUUUUAUUUCUGAGCGACUGGAGUGCUUUUCUUGGCUCCCGUGCAUCUUACUCAUUUUUCAUUUUGUAUAUUACGUCGUACAUAGAUUUGGUUUCUUCACUUGGCUGCAGCAGAUGAUACCCAAUUCUUUAAUCCUUUUACUCGAUCAUCCAUCGAGGCUGAAAGUCCAGAAUCAGUCAUUCCGAGAGGUCAUGCAUUAAGCACGGGCGCGGCUCAAGCGCCACCACUGUGGCAGAGUUAACGCAUGGAACGUCGACGAGCGGCUAUUGCAAGUGCAUUUUCAUGUCGGGAGAGUCAAUCAUAAUCUAUUCCAGGUCGUUCUUGGUGAUGCUCGCUGAAACCCCAUAUGGAUUGUUGGAGCAGUAGUUUCAAGAAACCAUAAGAGAAACGCCUCCAUCUCGCUACCCUGGGGCGCAGAAUCAACGUAUAGAAGGCCAGCAUCUUUCCCAUGAGAAUGACUACGUACCGGAUUCUCUCCAGGUAAAUAUCAUCGAAUAUCAUCAAAUACCGUCAAUGAAUGAAAG